Messenger RNA from Uloborus diversus, 1799 nucleotides. Its product is annotated as protein scabrous-like. Lineage: Eukaryota; Metazoa; Arthropoda; Arachnida; Araneae; Uloboridae. The coding region runs from base 31 to 1155 and encodes 374 amino acids. The transcript is spliced from 5 exons. The record is from RefSeq and is a predicted model, not a curated record.
GUCACCCCACCUGAUGUGCACGAACAGAAGAUGAAGAUGGAUCGUCAGGACAUUACUCGAGAAAUUCAACAGGUCCGAAAAGAAAUUCUGCAGUCUCUGGACAUCGAGCCAUUGCGGAAAGAACUGUCCCGCGUACAGUUUAACCUCGCUCAGUCCCAGGCUGCCCAGAGGGUCUUGGAAGACGAACGUAUGGCAGACAAGCAAGAGAUCAAGAACCUACAGGAGAUGCUUUCCAGGCAGACGGCUUCCUUAUCGGGUCAGCAACAUCGGAUCACCUCUUUGGAGCUCUUGGGAACGAACUUGACGCUACAGCGCUGCAGGACGGAUGGACAGGACACGGCACGUGAGUUGAGACUCGCUGAACUGGAGCUGCGCGUCAGGCGCGCAGACGCACGCGUAGAAGAUAGAGCGCGACGCGCGGAUGCGGUACGUCGAGCUGAAGAAGAAAUGACUCGUCUGCUGAGGACGGACGUCGCCAGAGUGGAAGAAAAGCUUCGAGAAGCGGAGGAGAGACAUCAAGAGACGAGACAGCAGCUGGAUAAGUUUGUCCGAAAUCUUCCAAAAGAUUGUUCAAUGAUGUCUGCUCCAGGCCCCGCCCUCAUACAGGUCCCAUCUCUAGGUCCUACCGAAGUCCAUUGCGAUCCACCUUGGCUCAUUUUCCAGCGUCGUUCGGAUGGAAGCGAAGACUUCUUUCGAGACUGGGCAGACUACCGUCGUGGCUUCGGCAAUCCCAGGAAGUCAGAGUUCUGGCUUGGCAACGAACUCUUGCAUCGUCUCACCAAGAAGGGGGCACGUCUGAGGGUGGAACUCUGGGACGUCCAGGACAGAUAUUUCGUGUCCGAGUACGAUACUUUCCACGUGGGUCCCGAAGAAGACAGGUAUGCCCUGCAGGUUGGCGGCCACAGAGGCAAUGUUAGCGACGCCCUCCGUCAUCACACUCAAAUGGGAUUCAGUACAAAGGAUAAGGACAAUGACGCCUCGAGCACACACUGUGCCCUCCACUACACCAGUGGAUGGUGGUAUCAACACUGCCACCGAGCUGACCUCAACGGUCGGUUCCCGCUUGGUGUGACUUGGUACGACGAGACGAAUCAUGAUUGGCUGCAACUGAAGAAGGUGGAGAUGAAGUUAGCGACAGCACCAAAUACUGUGUGAAUGUUAUGCAUCAGAGUGCUAGUGUCAGCACUGUCAUUUAGAAUGGGUUUUAUAAACUGGCUCGAAAACGAGAAUUGCUCAAUUACCAGGUGCUUUUGAGUAUCUCCAAAGAGAAAAGACAUUGGAACAUUGAAUAUACUUAUCAAUGACUACAUUUCUAAGCUGGUCAACUCCAGUAAUCACGUUCUACUGCAAAAAUGGUGAAAUAUUGUCUGUCCUUUUACAGCACACUGCUAAAGAAUAUCAACUACUAUUGUCCAUGUUUAGAAGAAUAUAGGUCAACGUUACUCGCAACAUUAAGUUUGACGCAAUGUUAAAGCGAGUUCAAGAUAAAUCACAGUGGCUGCUGAAACAUAAGAAAUGGCCCAGUACUUCCUGAUUUGUAUACUCAACGAAUUUCAGUUAAGUUAGUAAUGGGAAACUAAACUGGAGGCCUCUUGUCAGCAAUUGCGGUAAUUGUUUUUCAGUGCCGUUGAAUAACUCUACUUCAGUAAAUGCACAGUCAGCCUAGACCUUCCACUAGCUACUUCUCUGCACCAUCAACACGUCCUCUUGUUAUAUGUGAUCUAAUGCAGAACCUAAGACAAAUUAAACUGUCUUAUACACUCGUGUAAAAGUUGUAGACAGACUUGUACCUAAAUAAC